Messenger RNA from Microthlaspi erraticum, 993 nucleotides. The record is from the annotation of a GenBank genome assembly. Lineage: Eukaryota; Viridiplantae; Streptophyta; Magnoliopsida; Brassicales; Brassicaceae.
AUGGAGAAAUCGUGGCCAGAAUUUUUGGCGGUUGAAAGCUCACUCGUGAAGACUUUCCCUCAGCCUCACAUUAGCUCUUCUCAACGGAUACGCAGAGAAGACGAGAAAAUGGGAACCAUAUCGGCAGCUUCGGGAACCACCGUCCUAUCCUCCAGUCUCCGUCGCCAAAACAUCCGGCGGCUAAAUCUGUACGCCCGUCGCCAUGAGAGUCUCUCCGUCGCUUCGUCUUCACAACCACAAGUUCUGCCACGUCAGAGUUGGCUCUACGUCCCCGAGACGAGGCUGAAACGAGAGAUCCCGAGGCUCGAUUUCGUCGCAAGAGCUGCUGAUUCCACGAGCUCGUCGUCUCCUUCCAUGGUUUCCGGUGAUAAGACCUUAAUCCCUGACGAUGAAUUCACUCUAGCCAAGAUUUCAUUUGGUGUGAUUGGGCUAAGUCUUGGGGUUUCACUCCUCUCGUACGGUUUCGGGGCAUAUUUCAACAUCCUUCCUGGAUCUGAGUGGUCUGCUAUAAUGCUAACUUACGGAUUCCCGCUUGCUAUUAUCGGAAUGGCUCUCAAGUACGCAGAGCUCAAACCAGUUCCUUGCUUGAGCUACUCAGAUGCCGUAAAGCUCAGGGAAAGCUGCGCUACUCCUAUCUUAACGCAGGUUAGAAAUGAUGUCACGAGAUACCGUUACGGAGAUGAACAGCAUUUGGAAGAAGCACUCAAACGGAUCUUCCAAUAUGGACUUGGUGGUGGAAUCCCGAGACGUAGUGCACCUAUCUUAACGAUGAUUAGAGAAGAGGUCCUGACCGAUGGUCGUUACUGCCUGGUCCUUGUAUUUGAGGCCAAAGCUCUCAACUUGUCAGAUUUCGAAAAAAGACAGGCGAAAUUCACUUCCUUCUUUGGACCAGACAUCGCUGCAGAAGUCGGUAAAGGAGAAAGUGAGAAUCUGUAUGAAGUAAGACUGAUUUCUAACGUCACCACCAACUCUGUAUCUUCCUCUACACCUUGA